Molecule: messenger RNA, 13473 nt
Organism: Pectinophora gossypiella (pink bollworm)
Lineage: Eukaryota; Metazoa; Arthropoda; Insecta; Lepidoptera; Gelechiidae
Gene: Rme-8
Product: dnaJ homolog subfamily C member 13
Exons: 37
Coding region: 142-6777 (2211 amino acids)
Biological process (GO): endosome organization; receptor-mediated endocytosis; regulation of early endosome to late endosome transport
Cellular component (GO): endosome membrane
Source: RefSeq, a predicted model, not a curated record
CAAUCGAGCGAUUUGUCGGCCCUUUCGUGGAGCUACUGUUGUUCGGGUUUUUUACAAUAUUUUGUAUACUAUGCGGCUGUUAUCGGUUAAUAGCUGAAAUCACCGAAGCUUAAGUGGCGUCUCGUAAUUUGCAAUGAUAAAAUGAUUCCGUUAAAAGACAAUCAGGAUGUGGCUUCCUUUCUCGUCACAAAGCACUCUUGGAAGGGGAAGUAUAAGAGGGUGUUCUCUAUUGGCACCCAUGGCAUCACAACAUAUAACCCCGACCGUCUGGAGGUGACAAAUAAAUGGCUGUACUCUGAUGUGAUAACUGUUGCUUCGGCAAAACAUUCAAACUCGGCUGCCAACCAUGACUUCACGCUGGUCAUGAAGAAGGAUAAGAAGGUGGACACAAUGAAGUUUUCGUCAGAACACAAAUGUCUCAUCUUGACUGAAGCCUUCAGAUACAGACACCUGUUUGCUGAGAAACCAAAGGAGAUAUUUAGAUACCAAGCAUACAAGCACCACUGGAGCGGCACUCGCCUGCCAAUAGUACUUGAAGUCGGACCAUGCUCUCUUGAACAACUAGACCCUUCAACCCACACCUUGCUAGCUAGCUACCCGUACUGUGACCUCCAAGGCAUCCUCCCAGUCAAAGACGUCCCUGGAGGGUUUGUCCUGGCCCUUGGUGGAUACAGCAGACUUCACCUCUUUUCCAAUGCAAUGGACCAUCAAAUAAUCAUAAAUAAAAUGCUAGAAAUGGCCAGUCUCACACUAAGUGUAAGCAUCAAGGUGUUGUCGGCGACGUUUACUCUCGACGACUGCCAUAAUCAAAGAUUUGGGAAGUAUAGUGGUGACCAGCAUCAGACUUCGCUAAGUGAGUUCAUCGUCCACAAGGUGAACCCUGCGCGUCAUAUGGAACCCAUGCGACGGACAUUAUGUCUCUCCGACACGUGCAUACUUGAGCGAGACCCGCAAACAUACUCUGUGGUGUGUCUUCGACCUCUGAGCGAUGUGUUUGCGCUCAUAAGAGACCCGGAUCAUCCACAGAAGUUUUGCAUUGAAUAUUUAAAUGGACAGACGAGGACUUACUUAGCGGGCGAAAGAGACGCUCUGUUAGCGUCGCUGCUGGACGGAGUGCGGUCGGCCGGGCAGAGAGACGUCCACGUCAGAUCGUACCCCACUCCGCGCGCGUUCCGCUUAGGACCGCUGCACAGAGAAGUUGAUGAGGAAACAGAGUCCAAUCAUUUAAGGUUAUUUCAGAACCCCGUGGGAAUGAACCGGGCGGAGGUGAUCGAGCGGUUCAACGCUAACGUUGGAUAUAGCGGGCUCAUUUACUCAGUCAGCCAAGACCGCUUGUUCGCGGAAAACAAAGAGAAGUUAAUAACGGGGGCUUUAACGGCUAUCAUGUCGAGUGUGUCCUCUGGGACCAACCUGGUGCCGCGCGAGUUGGAAGCUUUGUUUCACGCGUUGCGACGGCUUUGUGCCAGUAAAGUCGGGUUUGCUGCCUUCACCGCUUUGCCGGGGUUCCGCGAAUGGAUCGGCACGGCGGUAGUGAACGCGUUACGCCGCGGUUCAGCGGCAUGCUCCCACGCGGCCCUUGACGCCGUGUGCGCGCUGAUGCAGCCGAUGCAUCAAGAGCCGGACCUUCGACAGGAGCAGCUGAACAAAGCCAGCAUGCUGUCAUCUGCCACCUUCCUCGAGGGGCUGCUCACAAUGUGGGCGGAUCACGUGACUGCGGGUAGCGGAGCGUUGGUAGUGGCGGCCAUGUUGGAUUUCCUGACAUUCGCGCUGUGCGUACCGUACAGCGAAACGACGGAUGGGAAACAGUUCGAUCAGCUGCUGGAAAUGGUCUCCAAUAAAGGACGGGUGCUGUUCAAACUUUUCGAGCACCCGUCGAUGGCCAUAGUGAAGGGCGCGGGGCUGGUGAUGCGCGCGCUGGUGGAGGAGGGCGGCGGCGGCGUGGGCCCGCGCAUGCAGGCGCUGGCGCUGGCCGAGGCCGCGCUGCCGCGCCACCUGCUCACGGCGCUGUACGCGCCGGCGCGCCUGCACCACCGCCACCUGGCGCGCCACCUCGUGGCGCUGUGGCUCGUGGACCACGCGCCCGCGCACAACCUGCUCAAGAGGAUUAUGCCAUCGGGCCUGCUAGCGUUCCUAGAAUCAACAGAACCCCCUCCCGCUCAGGCGCUAGAAGACGAGCGCGUGGAGGAAAGAGACAACCUGUCACUGGCGCAAGCGACGGUGAAGCCACGCGCCGCGCACUGGGAGGCGUUAGAGAGACAAGUCAAAUAUGUUGAAAAACAUCUUGAGCACUACGCCCAAUUAGCGCUCCAGCACUGGGCGCAGCGCUCGGGGCGGUCGCUGAGCACGGAGCGGCAGAACGCCAUCAGGGAGCGGCCCGUGGUGCUGCGGCGACGCCGCGAGCGGCUCAAGUCCACCGCGAACUGGCCGCUAUUCUACUACCAGUUCCACAGAGACCACGCGCUGCCCAACCUCAUAUGGAACCAUACUACAAGAGAGGAGCUCCGUCAAGCGCUGGACAACGAGUUACGCGCGUUUACAUCGGACCGCGAGGUGGCAGGGAACACUCUGACGUCAUGGAACCACGCCGAGCUCGAGGUGCACUACCAAUGUCUGCAGAACGAGGUCAAGAUCGGCGACUACUACCUCCGGAUACUGCUCGAGCAGAGGGACAAUGACGACAGUCCUAUUAGGAAAUCGUAUGAAUUCUUCAAUGAUCUGUAUCACCGGUUCCUGUCGACACCCAAGGUAGAAAUGAAGUGCAUGUGUCUCCAAGCUAUGAGUAUAGUCUACGGACGGUACUUUGAGGACAUCGGACCUUUCGCCGAUACUAAAUACAUCGUGCAAAUGUUAGAUAGGACCUGUGAUAGAAUGGAGAGAGACAGAUUAGUGCAAUUUCUAUCCAAACUGAUAUUACAUAGAAGAAACGUCAGUGAAAUAUUAGAAUGGAACGGUAUAAGAAUCCUAGUAGACUUAAUGACAUUGGCCCACUUACACACAUCACGAGCAACUGUACCAGCUCAGAGCAACGUGAUAGAAGGGCCGCAACAACAACAGGGCGGCGGCGACCGCGAGUGGUACUACAACGUGGAACAGGGGGACAAGGUGCAGAGGAAGGGGCCUGUUAGCUUCCAACAGUUGAAGGACCUAUACAAGUCCGGCGAGAUCAACAACAAGACCAAAUGUUGGGCCAACAGCAUGGAAGGUUGGCGCGCAGUGGCCAGUGUGCCGCAGCUGAAAUGGACGCUCGUUGCGAGAGGAACCGCUGUAAUGGACGAGAGUGCCCUGGCCGCAACCGUCUUAGAUCUGCUCAUUACUUGUACGAGAUACUUUCCUAGCAGAGACGAAGAAGACGCCGUGAUACGGCCGCUGCCAAAAGUGAAAAGGAUGCUGUCUGAACCGGCUUGCUUAGCGCACGUCGUCCAGUUGCUGCUUACAUUUGACCCUAUACUUGUUGAAAAGGUGGCAACCCUCCUUUACGAAGUGAUGCAAGACAACCCGGAGAUAUCCAAGUUGUACCUAACAGGCGUCUUCUACUUCAUGCUGCUGUACACUGGCUCCAACUUGUUACCAAUCGCAAGAUUCCUAAGACUGACUCACAUGAAGCAGGCGUUCAGAGCGGAUCAAUCCAGCUCAGACAUAAUGCAAAGGUCUAUACUGGGACAGCUGCUGCCUGAAGCGAUGGUGUGUUAUCUGGAGAAUCACGGCGCUGAAAAGUUUGCUCAAAUCUUCCUCGGCGAAUGGGACACCCCUGAGGCUAUUUGGAACUCGGAGAUGAGAUGUAUGUUAAUAAUGAAAGUAUCAGCCCAUAUAGGCGAGUUCACACCGCGCCUGCGCGCACACAUAGCGGCGCGGUACCCCUACCUCGCUAUACCGUGCGUGCAAUAUACUCAGUUGGAGAGAGAACUGUUCUGUAACAUGUUCUACUUGAGACAUCUGUGUGACACGCAGAAAUUCCCUGACUGGCCCAUACCAGAUCCGGUGCGCCUCUUGAAAGACGUGCUAGAGGCAUGGCGUCGCGAGGUGGAGAAGAAGCCGCCUUCGAUGACGGCGAGCGAGGCGUACGCGGCGCUGGGGCUGGCGGGCGGGCAGCACGACGAGGCCGCUGUCAGGAAGGCGUACUACCGCCUCGCGCAGCAGUACCACCCCGAUAAGAACCCUGAAGGCAGAGAUCGUUUCGAGGCUGUGAACCAGGCGUACGAGUUUCUGUGCAGCAGGAACGUGUGGACCGGCGACGGGCCCAACACUAACAAUAUUGUGCUCAUUCUACGCACGCAGACCAUCUUGUUCCACAGGUAUUCUGAUGUGCUAGCGCCAUACAAGUACGCGGGCUACCCGCAGCUGUUGCGCACGGCGCGCCUGGAGGCGGAGGCCGAGCAACUGUUCGCGGAGAGCGACGCCCCCGCCCUGCUGCCCGCCGCCUGCGAGCUGGCGCACGCCACCGUCAGGUGCUCCGCUCUCAACGCUGAGGAGCUGCGGCGCGAGGGAGGACUGCAGGUCCUCCACGAGGCGAUGUCCCGCUGCGUGCCCGUGCUGUCCUCGUGCUCGAAGCCCACGGACAUCGCGGCGCAGGUGUGCGGGCACUGCGCCCGAUGCUUCGCCGUGGCGGCCACGUUCCCCGACUGCCGCGCCGUCUGCGCCGAACUGCCGCAGCUGUGUGCCGACAUAGUGCCGCUCACCUGGCGCCCGCACCUGGGCGACACGGCGUGCGCGGGCGCGGAGGCCAUCGCGGCGCUGGCGGCGGAGCGCUCGUGCCGCUCGCAGUUCGCCCGCGCCGGCGCCGUGCACGCGCUGCUGCCCGCCGUGCUGCACUACGACUACACGCUCGCGGAGUCCGGGGUCGACACCGACGCGAACACCACUAAACAGGAAAUCGCGAAUCAACUAGCGAAACUAUGCGUAGUGGCGCUAGGCGCUAUAUAUGGGCCGCACGAAGACAAAUCAGCUGAUGACGACAGGAUACGAGACGCGCUGCAUUCUCUACUCACGCCGUAUCUCUGCGGGAAGCUGAAAGAGCCUGAUCAGCAUGAGCUCCUGAAAACUCUAACCUCAAACUGGCGGACCCCCUACCUGGUGUGGGACAACAGCACGCGCGCAGAACUAAAGGACGUGUUACGAAACUGUCGCGUGAACCCAGAAGAGGACGGUCCGUUGGUCGAGCCGUUCGUGUACUCGGCGCAUGAGGGGCUAGUCUCAGUUGGCGGCGUCUAUAUUGACAUCUACAAUGAGCAGCCUGAGUUUACUAUUGAGAACCCUCAGCAGUUCAUCUUGGACCUACUAAAGUUCGUCCACUCACAAGCUACCCAGGACAUGACCACCGAGAGAGUGGAGCACCUCACACUCGCUCUCACCGCUCUCGCCAACGUCAUCAUCAAGAAUCCUGGUGCCGAGAUCCAAUGCAUCGGUCAAUUCGGUUUGAUAUUCGGGAUGCUAUCGGCGCGAGCGCAUCCUAAUUUGCAAGAGGCGGCAUUACGAAGCGUGCUCGCCGCGGCUGGGAGCAGGGAAUGUGUGGAGGAUAUAGCAGCCAGUAUGGUGCUGGGGCAUCUUCUGGCGUUGCUGGGUGACCGCCCGCCGAGGGCGGAGGCCCUGGCGGCACUGUCCGCUCUGCUUGCCAAUACUGCGCUCGUUAAGGAGGCUUUAGCUAAAGGUGCUGUGAUAUAUCUAUUAGAUCUGUUCUGCAAUAGUAAAACGCCGGAGACGAGAGAAGCGGCGGUUGAACUACUAGCUAGAAUGAUGGCUGAUAAACUGCAUGGACCCAAGGUCCGCCUAACAAUAUCGCGCUAUGUUCCCGGCGUGUUCGCUGAAGCGAUGCGGGAAUCCGGCGCUUCAAGCGCUGUCCAUAUGAUGGACGCCAACCACGAACACCCCGAGUUAGUGUGGAGUGAUGAAGCCAGGAAGCGAGUGUGCAACCACGUGGCUGCUUUGAGAGACAGGCAUCAGUCCAACCAACUCCGCGAUGCGAACUUGACAUUCGAAGAUCGGGAGACGUUAGAGCGGGUCUCGGCCGGGGAAGAGACCUGGGCGCCUCCUGGCGAAGUUGUGGUGGCAGGGGUCUACCUCAAGCUGUACCUACAGAACCCCCACUGGAACCUGCGGAGUCCUAAGAAGUUCCUACAGGAGUUGUUGACUGAAACCCUAGCUGCCCUGAACAAGGAUUCUGGUGAAGGCAGCAGAGGCGAAGUAUGUGCGAAAGCUCUAGCUAUACUACUUCGGUCGCGGCCGGCUCUAGGAGAAGUAUGCGCACAGCUGGGUGAGAUGCCGCGCCUGGCGCGCUUGCUGUCCUCGUGCCCGCAACAUGCCGUGCCAGUGCUGGCGGCCUGCGCUGACACACAGGCCUGCGUAAGCGCGCUAACACAGACGGAAGUAAUGUUGGGCAUGAAAGUGGCAGUGAAGACGUGUCGCGAGGUGAUCGGAAGCGCCUGCGAGGCGCUCAGCUCUAUAUUCAACAGCUCGGUCAACACUGACCGACUUGUACUACAGGCACUAGAAACAGACUUAAUAGGCGAGCUGCUCUCUCUGCUGGAGACGCGCCUGGACGGGCAGGUGGCGGCGCAGCUGGUGAACGCGCUGAAGGCCAUGUCCCGCUCGGCCGCGCACGGCGAGCGCGUGCGCGGCGUGCUGGCGCGCUCGCGCGUCUGGGACCAGUACGCGGCGCAGAGGCACGACCUCUUCAUAUCCUCCGUGCCGCACCACCACUCCAUCGCUGCGGCGCCGCACUCGGCGGGCUACCUCACGGCGCCGCCCUCCAACAUCCCUGCGCAGCCGCCGCCCAUCGACUGACGCCGCCUGCCCUGUUAGUACCCCACACAUUACACACGGGAUUUGCCUUGCCACAAAUAUUCUCACCAGUUAAGCCGGUCACACACAGAACUUGUACAUGAAGCAUUUGGUAGAUCGCUGGGUCAAAUUAUAGAAUGCUAAUGCUGAAUACAAUCGAAAUCAAAUCAAAUGUACUUUAUUGCACAUAAAAACAUACAUACAUAAACUUACGCCUAUUUCUCACCGGGGUAAACAGAGACUAUGGAAUUCCAUGCCUACAUUCAUCAACAGAAAAAAUAGAAGCCUGUUUUAAGUGAUAAAAAAAUAAGACUAACCUAUUUUUUUUUUAAGAAGUACGUAACAAUGUGUACGACGGUUUGCCGUGAUUGAUGACGUCAUGGUUUUUCACACUUUCAUAGAAACAUAUCGUUUUGAUAUUUCUUAAAGUUACGCGCCCAAUAUGGCAGCCUCAGGCCUGUUGUCUUAAAUUUUGUACCGGGUUAGAGCUCUCGGCGCUCCCCAUUUGUCCGGCCAAGUAGUUAAUGCGAUGAGAGGAAAACCAUAAAUCAUGUCAUAAAAAAUGUUUCUUCAAAAGUAUCUUAUUGAUUUGGUCGUCAUCUAACUUAUAUUAUUAUUAAAAACUCCCGUUUCUCGUUCUGGAAUGCUGCCGGUAUCGCUACUAUGUACAUUAUUGACCUAUAUACUCUCAGGGAAGUUAUACCCUGUAAAACGUAACAUUUUAAUGACAACUCAAAGAAUACAUCGCUUAGUAUGAAAGAGACGAAAGAUACAUCUCUUUCACACUAAUGGUAUACUAUGGAAGAGACAAGAGAUAUGUGAUUCAAAUCGUGUUAGGUUUUAUAAGGUUGCUAAAUAUUGCAUUGGGGAAGUUUUAAAAGCUACAACAUUCACAUCACUUACAGAUUAACUUCUUUAUAAAAUUGAUGUAAAAUUACGUUAACCUUAUAUUGCAUUAUUGUUCUAGAAAAAAUAAAUCAAAACUUAAAAAUGUUUAUUCAUUCGAAUACUAUGAUUUCAUCACAGAGCGCGGGCGUAUUUGUAGAGAUGGUCUGGUUAUGCAGAUGAUCUGUUGACAUUUACGGUCACGAGCAUUAAUAUGCACUUUGGUACCAUGUCACAUUAACUUUUUUGACAAAUUGAACUGUAAGUCUCACUAAAUGUCAAAUAUGUUAGUGCGACAGAGUCCUAAAGUGGGUACAUUAUGUUGCUCAUGACUGUACUUGGGGUUACCGUUACCGAACUAUCGAUAGUUAGAUUAUCGACAGUUGAUAGUACCGAUAGUUCAUUUAGAUCUAUACUAUCGUUACACGUUAAUACUAUCGGUUGUAUUGCUUCUGACUAUUGCAAGGACUAUCCAUAAUAUUGUUUUUUUUUUUAAACUAUUAAUAGGCAUCACUACUACUGGUACACUACAUAUAUUUGACUUUCUUAUCAAUUGAAAUCAUAACAACAUCAUGAUGUAACAAUGUUUUGUGCAAUCAAUACAUAAACACAAAACACGUGUUUUCAACUGCGCAAGUGCUAUCGUCACGCAUAAAUUAUGAUAAAAAAAUAUAAUAACAAAGCUCUUUGGUAAAUAGCUGAUAAGAUACUCUCAAUUUCGAAACUAUCUAUAUCGAUGUUUACUAUAUAGAAUUGGGUAGUUUUCUAGGUCAAAGAUAUAUUAUGCAAUUCUGAUUACUAAAUAAAGACAGAUCUAAAGCUGAAAAUAAACAUUUUCUUUUUUCUAUUUAACUUAUUUAUGAAUUUUAAUCAUGAAAAAUGUAAUAAAAAGUGCGACAUUUUGUCACAGGUUGCUUUUUCAUACAAAUUCCAUAGUAAUUUCGUUGUUUGACGUUUAGUAUAAAGUAACUGAUUUGACUAGUUGGAAACUAGCUUAUUGCACUAUGAAUCAAUGUAUUCUAACGAGGGUAAAAAAUAGAAGCUCAAAAUGUAAGCGGCAGCACCUUUUGAAAGUUCUUAAAUUAUGAUAAUUCUCCAUACCGUCCAGAUAAAAUUCCUGGAGUGUAUUCCAUCUGAAAGAUGAGUUACGAGAAAGAAAAGCAACCAGUUGGAAAAAGGCAGUUUUGAUUGAAAAUAAGUUUUUCUAAGCUUUUUUCUUUCCGAUCUUUAGGGAAUAAACAUAACACUGUGAUUUUGCAGUUAAACACUGCGCAAAGUGUUACACUGUUUACUCAAAUAUUAUGGGUAACUGUCAAAAUUAAAGAACACUCAACAGAAGCGACACCUUGAAGGAGAAAUAGGCAGUUUUGUACCCCAUUCUAGGCAUAUGAAUAAUUAUACGAAAUGUCUCUAGAGUAAGAGAAAUAGGCAGCACUAUUCGUAAGUUAAUCUACCUAAUAAGCAAGGCAAAUCCUUACUUUGUACUUAUGUAUAAAGAUGCAACUAAUUAUGUCAUUUGUUAUAUUGUGUUAAGAAAUUGUCGAAGUUUUAAACACGUUUAUGAGUCACCUACUCCUUUUAACAAAUCUCGUCAUAAUACGACACGAAGUAGUUUUUUCAUCGAAGUAAGAAUGCCAUAUUUGAAGCACCGAACGUAAUUUCAUGGAACUUAUUCAUAGAUUUAUGAAUUUUAUUGACCGUUUACGUCGAAAAAUGUCUUCGCAAAAACGGCUUCUUACAAUGGCGCUGAUUCCAACAGACACCUCCUAAUUUUAUUCUAAGUUAUACCUGUCCUUUUCUUAUCCGCGGACGAAAGGGACGGGUAAUCAACAGGCUAAAAAUGAAUGGAAUACACCUCAAUUUUAGGCGGAAAUCUAUAACCCUUUCGAAACGUUUAUCAUUGGUGUAUAACCCGACAGAAUUAAGUUGACAGAAACAUGAAACGGGUUACAUACUAGCAAGAUGCUGAUUUGAUUGGUGCGGGUUAUGGUUUCAUUCACUGUUUAAUUUUGAAUUUAAAAGCUGUUAAUCGUCCGUCCCUUCCAAGUGACAAGCUGUGUCUGCCGGAAUCAAUAUUAAAUCUAUCUAGUGUCGUGAGGGUUAAAAGUAAUAUAAAGUAUUCUCACAGAAGUAUUCUAUAAUGGUAUGACGUUACUUCGAAGACUUAAACAAUUCAAAACUCAAUGAAACUUCCUUCGUGUCAUAUUGUGUCAAAAUCGAUCGAUUAUAUUACCCGUUAUUUUCUUAUUAUAAGUAAUUCUUAGUUUAAAAAAGUACCAAUAAAGGCUAGAACAUAAUGGACGGAUACACGGAUAAUGGCCCCGAUUCCUGCAGACACCUCCUAAUAUUAUUUUAAACUAUACUUGUCAUUUUCUUAUCCGUGGAAAUGGAAAAGGACGGUUGAUUGACUAUUGUCAAUUUUAAAAUGAAUGAAUUACCCGGGUGAAUAAAAUAGGCAUCUGGCUGAUAUGCAACUUGUUGGACGUGUGCUGUCAACUUAAUUCUGUCGGGUAAAAUGUAAAAUUUUAAGAGUGGAGAGUUAGUGGAGUAAUUUAGAUUUCUGCUGAAAUAUUUCUGCCAUAAACUUUAUGCCUGUAGAUUACUCGUCCCUUUCCUUUUCGGCGCAUAAGAAAAUGACAGGUAUAACUUAAAAUAAAAUUAGCGUGUAUCAGCGCCAUUACGACACUAUAGUAUUAUUAGCCAAAGGUACAUUUUAUUGGUGUAUUUUGUCAUAGCUGUGUAUAUAGCGAUCUCUGUGAAGAAUAAACAAUUAUAUGUAUGGUCAUAAAUUGUUAUGUAAGUAAAUGGUAUGGUAAAAUGUCAAGUAAGGAAUGCAAUUUAAGAUUUUAAUUUCCGAGAGAAAUGAAUAUAGACUUGCAUUGUUUUUUUGUUGGUUUUCAAGUUGUCUAUACGGCGAGUUAGUGACAUCGUAACGAAAACUUUUGGGGGAUGAUUCAAACCAUGAUUCUGAGUUGCUAUCAAGUGGAAUUUCCCGUCGGAAAAUUAAUGAAAAAAAUAGUAUUGUUUUUUCCCACAUUGUGCAUAGAACCCGAAUUUAAAAUAAAAAAGACAAGUUAUUAAACUAUCAAUGUAAAUCGAACAACGCGAAUAGUCGCUAGAUUACUUAAAGUAUUAUUAUGUGGUCUAGGAUAGGAUGUUGCGUUGAUUACAUUGCGGCGCAGCAGAAACUCAAAAUUGUAAUUUAACAUUUCCAACAAGAAAAACACCAACCAUCGUCUUUAGUACGGUCACGAGUACUAAUAAUACAUUUUGAAACCAUGUCACAUUAACUUUUUUGACAAAUUAUACCGUAAGUCUCAUUAAAUGUCAAAUAUGAUGGUGCGACAGGGUUUUAAAGUGGGUACAUGAUAUUGCUCAUGAUAUUAAUCAAGUAGACGUUCUAAUUUAUUUUUCGUUACUGUGUCACUAACACCCUGUAUGUACUAAUUAUUUUUUUUAGUUGCGGCCAAUUUGCAGUUUUAUAUAGGUACUAUAAAGGUCUUUUCACCAUUCUACAAUAUUGUUCGAAAUUGUCAUAUUGCACCCUUUUCAAAUAUAGAAACGUGAUAUCCUUAGUUUAGAAAGAAGUGUAAUUCUAUUCCGUUACACUCAAUUUCCCUAUAUUACUAGAUGCGUAAGUUUUAUACGGAUUGAUCGGAUAUAGAAUUCGCAUUUUUGUAUGGAUUUUUAGUAAAGGAACAGAACGGAAAUGCAUGAAUCAUACUAGUAUGUUAAACAAAAUUUGUUAUCGGUAAUGGCUGUCUGCCAUUAUGGGCGUUUCACAUUAUACCAGCAAGCAUUCCAGGGGGGUUAAAAUGGCCACAUCGAAGCAAUUCAUCACAUUUGACAAAUGUCAAAUUGCAAUAUUACUUUUUUAGAUGAAUUGCUUCGAUGUGGCUUUUUUAACCCCCCAGUUUAACGAUUGAAUCCAACGCUGGAAUGUUACUGGAAUAUCAUAUACAAACAUCAUUCGAAUCAUAAUCAUGAAAUGAAUAGUUUAUGUUAUCUUGCCAUUCCCAAUAUAUCAUCAACACGAAAUUAAUUAUUUUUAGUAUAUUGAGACUGAAUCAUUUCAGUAAAUUUAGAUGUAUGUUAUUCAAAAAAUAUGCAAUUAAAAAUAUAAUAAGAAUAUUAUGAGACGUGUUUUAGAUUCCACGAAUUCUUGUGUAAGAUAAUUGUUUUCGAUAUGUGCGUUACCACGGUGAUUAAUUUGCCUAUACGUAUGUGUUAAAUCAGAGAAAAUUAUUGAUACAAAGACAGAAUUAUUAAAACUAAAUCCAUGGUUCAUUAUUGGGUUACUCAUAUCAUAGUUUAGGCGCCUAGAUAUUCAAAUGUAAUCAUUAUAUUAAGGCAGGUACUGAACAAGAAUAUUUGCGUCUAAUAUCAUUAAAAUUUGACUGUUAUUACAAUAAUAUAGAAUAUUCGGAUGAUAAAAUAUUUAUUACUAAUCUGUAUUGAAAGUUUCGCGCCUAAAUUACCUCGUUAAGUACCUAUCUUUGUUUUUCUUUCUGCGUUUUGAUCAUGUCAACACAUCGGGUACGUCCUUACAAUUUUAAAUGUCGAACGGGUCUUGAUUUUCUUGUGUUCUGAACUUAUAGACGGGACAAUAACGUUUAUAAUUCAUUGAAGAAGUAGUUAUUAAAUAUGCAUAUUGUAGUGAUUUUGCCUUUGGACAUCGAAUUUUAAGAAAAAAAGAUAAUAAAUAUGGUUAUAAAAAUAGAAUUCAAUUUGUCAUAUUUAUUUAUUUUAGUUUAAACUAAUGCGGCGCACGUAUAUUAGUAAAUGUCACUCCACGGUAGUUGUCUUAGGGCGCCUUGAGAUUGGUUGCGUGCUUUUCCAACAACAGUCGUGCGUCAGUAAUUGUUAUAAAGAUGUACUCAGUGGGUGAUUCUUCCUACUUUCUCUUGUAUCUUUCUUUGAUUCUGGCGAAAGAAAUUUAAUUUUAAUUAUUUUGGCCGUUAUAAAAAUAGUGAUGUCCUUUACUUACGAUGAGUGCAAGAAAGAGAGAACUAGUUUUGGAACUGGCAAGCUAAAUUUAAAUUAGGUUUGUGUUUAAGAAAGAAACAUUUAUUACUUCCGGACACCACAGACACAGACAGACAGGUACAUUACAUUUAACACAGGACAGAAACCACACGGAAAUCAAUAAGUACACAGACAAAAAAAAUCCAAAACAAAAAGAAAAACAAAUCAAAAUCAUAAAAACAAUAAUAAUAAAACUAAGUAUUCUAAAUGCAACGCACUGACGGCCCGAUCAUCGGCGGUGGAGUCCGGAAUAAAAGGACCUCGCUCAGCGUAAGUCGCGGCGUGAGCCACGACGCUGGUAUUCUGCGGGCCCUGAGGAGUGAGGCCAGAAUCUGCACCAUUUAAUUACAAAAGUCAAGUUCAACCAACCAAGCGUAAUCGUGCGCCGCAAUUAGCGAGCGGCUCUUAGCUUUAUCGGGGUUUUCAUGUCAUUAGUAUAGAGUCAAUUCUGGCGCACAAAACUUGCAGGUGCUUUAGUAUGACAGCUGUGAAACUAGCGCCGACCUUCACUUACGCUUAGCGUACGCAAGGGAUAGCGCUAGUUUUAGAACAGACAAAGCACUAGCUUAAGUUCAGUCCGCCAGAAUGAGACUAACGGUAAAAUGUUAUUUAUAUUAAAGUUAUAUAAAUAAGUAAACUCUAUAAGACUCGGAACACAGAUAUCAAUGAAGGACAGGGCUGAGAAGGCACCACGAGUGGUAGAACGAAGUGAUGAAUAUGUAUAUUUUUAUAUCUAGAGAUAAGUUAUAUUAUUGUAAAAUAUAUGAAAUUAAUAUAAUAUGAAUCUGA